CCAACAAAACCAUCAUUGCUCGCACCAAGCCAGCAGAGAGAGAGAGCAAAGCAAGAACCGCACGGCACGGCACGACACUCUGCCAGUGGAGUGACUGACAUCCAUCGAUCGGCGGCAUGUCGACGGCGUCGGAGCAGCCGCCGCCGCCGCACCGGGGGCUGUGGAGCCUCGGCGGGACGGUGGAGCUCGUGGCGGCGUUCACAGCGGUGUGCCUCGCGCUGUACGGGGCGGUGCUGUACCUCAACUAUCUGUACGUGCGGUGGAGCGGGCGGGACGGCGUGCGCCGGACGGGGCCCGGCCCCGAGGCCGGGCCGGCGACGGGGAAGAGGGACGGCGGAGGAGGGCUCGACGAGGCGGCGCUGGCGGCCAUGCCGGUGUUCAGGUUCAAGGCGGAGCCGCGCGGGGGCGGCGGCGGCGGCGGCGAGGAGUGCGCGGUGUGCCUGGGCGCUAUGCAGGACGGCGACGCGGUGCGCGCCCUGCCCGGGUGCAGCCACGCGUUCCACGCCGGGUGCGUCGACGUCUGGCUGGGCGCGCACGCCACCUGCCCCGUCUGCCGCGCUCGCCCUGCUCCGGCAGCGAAGGACGGCUCCAAGACGGCAGAGACCGCCGGACGGGGGCCGGACCUGGAGAGCACGGUAUAGCAUGCUUGAGGUACUUAUCUUAUGGGGUUUGAGUACAGAAUGUUUGUGUUAGCUUACUCCGAUUGGGAGUCUGGGACCGACAAUUUUGUCUCAUGGCUUGUAAAUUGUAAUCCUACUUGACUUUGGUGAUGAUAAAUAAAGAAGUUCUCCAGAUCA
Messenger RNA from Triticum aestivum (bread wheat), 797 nucleotides. RefSeq names its product E3 ubiquitin-protein ligase ATL6. The record is from RefSeq and is a predicted model, not a curated record. Gene Ontology annotation, biological process: protein ubiquitination. Gene Ontology annotation, molecular function: transferase activity. NCBI's taxonomy places the organism in Eukaryota, Viridiplantae, Streptophyta, Magnoliopsida, Poales, Poaceae. The coding region runs from base 117 to 641 and encodes 174 amino acids. The transcript has a single exon.